Messenger RNA from Notothenia coriiceps (black rockcod), 1039 nucleotides. RefSeq lists its product as uncharacterized. The transcript is spliced from 2 exons. The record is from RefSeq and is a predicted model, not a curated record. The annotation marks the transcript as partial. NCBI's taxonomy places the organism in Eukaryota, Metazoa, Chordata, Actinopteri, Perciformes, Nototheniidae.
AGAGGUCCUUCAGUCUUCCUCCACAGAGGCAGGAAGUGUCCGAAAACUGCCCGAGAUGCAACUGCAGCCAAACCCAGGCACUCUCAUCCAAUCAGAAUCCAGCACAAACGCAGGAGCGCUCAUUCUCCCACGCUCCAUCCAAUCAGAAUCCAGCACAAACGCAGGAGCGCUCAUUCUCCCACGCUCCAUCCAAUCAGAAUCCAGCACAAACGCAGGAGCACGCCUUCUCCCACGCUCCAUCCAAUCAGAAUCCAGCACAAACGCAGGAUCACGCCUUCUCCCACGCUCCAUCCAAUCAAAUGCCGCAUCAGGACCGGACUUUUACCGUAGCUCCGCCCAGUCCCAUGUUCUCCAGGAGGGGCUUCAGACCGGUGGCUCCUCCCCAGGCAGAGAGAGACCUGAUGGGGGUGUAUUCUCAGCAGGAGAGGGGGGAGGUUUUAUCCUCUCGACCUCCACCUCCACUUCCACCAAAAGAGAGCAGUAAGAACAGGGUAUCUGAGAUGAUCAUCAGCCCUGAGGAGGACAGAGUAACAGUGAAGCCUCUCAAAAACCACUCAAACAUCAGACCUGGAGCAGAGUGGGAGAGAACUCCAUCUCCCAGAGUUCAUAGCGACUCAACCCUUCCACCUUUGAUGGAUAACGUCGGCGUGGUUUCCCCUCCUGAAUCCUACCUCUUCCACAGCAUCGAGCCCCAGAAGAUCUCUCUCGAACCAGGGAACGAAUCAGAAACCACCCUGAGCCCAAGUCCCGCCCACAGCCUGGACGCAGAGCUGGACAUCCCCAUGGAGACGGACAUCGACGACUUCCAGGAGGAGGACGUGCUUCUGGCCGAGGACGAGCCAAUCACCAGCGAGCUGCCGUGCUUCGCUCUGCCGGUGACGGUGCUGGAGACGGACAUCGACACGUUGGAGGAGGAGAGCGGAGGAGAGAGGCUGAGUCUGGAGGAGCUCUUCCCCCAAAACAGUGAGGGGGAGUCGGGUAGAGAGAGCUGGAGAGGAGCCUAUCAGAGCCCGGAGCACAACAACAACAGCCUGGACAG